CGAACGCGCUGAUUGGCUAAGCCUUCAGCUCAGCGAGUAGCGCUGUGACCUGUCUCCAUAGUGAAGGAUUUUCCCGCCAGCGUCAAACCGCGCGUUGCUCGACCAGGAGGAGGGUGAGCGAGCCAGCAGCCAUGGCCAAGCAGAGCACGCUCUUCAGCUUCUUCGCCAAAUCUCCCCCGAUCUCCAGCACCACCAAGAGCAAGUCCAGGGAGGUGUCCGCGUCCCCCACCGAGGCCGACCUGCCCUCCUCCACUGCGGGCAGGAAGUCCAGCAGCUCGUCCCCCAAGGAAGGGGCCAGGGACAGAGUAUGUGGGGUUCAAAGCAAUGGAGGGAAAGCUCCUCGCUCUGCCACUCCCAGUAUCGUAUGUGAGUUUACUCCUGGAGACCUGGUAUGGGCCAAAAUGGCAGGUCAUCCUUGGUGGCCUUCUUUAGUUUACAAUCACCCAAAAAGUGACACUCACCUGAGGGGAAAGGGGAAAUCUCUCCAUGUUCACGUGCAGUUUUUUGACGAGAACCCAACUAGGGGAUGGAUCGGUGUAAAAUACAUGAAGCCUUUUUUAGGUUCCACAGCUGUAGAAGUCCAAAAGGGUGGAAUGUUUUUCAGUACCAAACCUGAAUUGAGAAAAUCUAUGGUAAUGGCUGACGAUGCUAUGAAAAAAGACAAAGAAAAACGUCUUGAAUUGGUGGUGUGUACAGACACUUCGGACUCAGAGGAAGAAAUGGAGGUAGACGAUGACUUGUCUGUAAGUGAUGAGGAACCAGCAGAAAUACAAACAAAGAGACAGGAAAGCAAAAGUAGUGGAAAACCCAAAAGAAGGAGAAUUAUGGUCCAGUCGGACAGUGACGACGACAAGGACUCUGGCGAUGAAUUCAAACCUGAAGCGAAGGAUAUAAGUGCAAGCACUGAUGAAGCCAGUAGUGGAGUGGAUGAAAAUGAGCUCUCCGAACCUAGUACGGACACUGAAGUGGAUAGCCCCAUUAAAGUUCCAUUGAAACGUAAACGAGGGAAAGCUGAAAAUGUCUCGAGAAAGAGUUUGCAAAAGGAUGUCUCCGAAACGCCGAAAAGAACACCAAAUGUUUCUGUUGAGGCAAAGCUGAAGUUGUCCUCUUUUUCUGCUCCUGAAAACUUUGAGUCUCAGGCGAAUGCCUCGGUGACUGGUAGUGUUUCUGUGUGGGAUCAUGAGAAGUUAGACUGGCUUCAAGAUGGCAGGAGAAAAGAUCUGAAACGAAAAAAACAAAAUGAUCCAGAUUAUGACCCAUCCACACUGUAUGUCCCUGAUGAUUUCCUUAAUAAAUGCACUCCGGGGAUGAGAAAAUGGUGGCAGCUGAAGUCUGAGAACUUUGAUUCGGUUAUCUUCUAUAAGGUUGGCAAGUUUUAUGAAUUGUACCACAUGGACGCUGUUAUUGGUGUCAAUGAGUUGGGCUUGACAUUCAUGAAAGGAGCUUGGGCUCACUCUGGAUUUCCAGAGAUUGCUUUUGGACGUUUUUCUGAUGUUCUUGUACAAAAAAGUUUCAAAGUAGCAAGGGUGGAGCAGACGGAAACUCCUGAGAUGAUGGAAGCACGCUGUAAGUCCAUGUCACAUCCAAGUAAAUUUGACAAGGUGGUAAGAAGAGAAAUAUGCAGGAUAAUUACCAAGGGAACACAGACAUACAGUGUUUUAGAUGGCGAGCCAUCAGAAAGCCAUAGUAAGUACCUUCUUUGCUUCAAGGAAAAAAUAGACUCUUCUGGUCAGCAGAGAGUAUAUGGUGUUUGUUUUGUUGAUACUUCCAUGGGAAAAUUUCAUAUUGGGCAGUUUGAUGAUGAUCGGCACUGUUCUAGGUUUCGGACAUUGGUAGCCCAUUUUCCCCCAGUUCAAAUUUUGUUUGAGAAGGGAAACCCUUCUAUAGACACUAAGAAAGUCCUUAAAAGCUGUGUGUCUACUUCCAUUCAAGAAGGCUUGCAAACAGUAUCUCAGUUUUGGGAUGCAUCCAAAACACUAAAGAUUUUAGCUGAAGAAGCAUAUUUUGCAAAACAAAGUAAGCAUGAUGACGACAAUAGCACAUUACCACCAGUUCUUAAAUCCAUGAUAUCCGAAAGUGAUUCUUUAUCACUAACUCCUGGUGAAAAAAGUGAACUUGCACUAUCUGCCCUAGGAGCCUGUAUAUUUUACCUUAAAAAAUGCCUUAUUGAUCAGGAACUGCUGUCCAUGGCAAACUUUGAAGAAUACAUUCCUGUUGAUAAAAAUAUAGAAAAAUCACUGAGUUCAAGCAGCUUCUUUGCUAAAACAAGCCAACGUAUGGUCCUUGAUGGAGUAACACUAGCAAACUUGGAGAUUCUUCAAAAUGGAACCAACGGAUCAGCAGAAGGAACAUUGUUAGAGAAAUUAGACACAUGCUUCACACCAUUUGGUAAACGGCUCUUGAAACAGUGGCUUUGUUCACCUCUGUGUAAUCCCUCCUCCAUUAAUGAUCGCCUUACUGCAGUGGAAGAUCUUAUGGCCAUUCCAGAAAAGGUCUCAGAAAUUAAUGAGCUUUUGAAAAAACUCCCUGAUCUUGAAAGGCUGCUAAGUAAAAUUCAUAGUAUAGGUUCUUCACUUAAAAGCCAGAACCAUCCAGACAGUAGAGCGGUCAUGUAUGAGGAAACAACUUACAGUAAAAAGAAAAUUGCAGAUUUCUUAUCCACCCUAGAAGGAUUUAAGGUGAUGCGUGAAGUCAUUAAUAUCAUGGAUGAUGCUCUUGGUGAUUUCAAGUCCAAUAUACUUAGGCAAGUUGUUGGGCUUAAAAAUAAAACAUCCAAGGGACUCUUUCCUGACUUAUCAGCAGAGCUAAAAAGGUGGGACACCUCCUUUGAUCACGAGAAAGCCCGAAAGACUGGGGUAAUCACUCCUAAAGCUGGCUUUGAUUCAGACUAUGAUGAAGCUUUGAAGGAUAUAAAAGCAGCUGAACAGAACUUGAAUGAGUAUUUGGAGAAGCAACGGAAAAGGUUAGGCUGCAAAAGUAUAGUUUAUUGGGGAACUGCUAAGAAUCGCUAUCAGAUGGAAAUACCAGAGAGUUUUACUGAACGCAAUUUGCCAGAAGAGUUUGAAUUAAAAUCUACAAAGAAAGGAUACAAGCGGUAUUGGACAAAGACCAUUGAAAGAUUAUUUGGAGACCUUGUGAAUGCCGAAGAGAGGCGAGAUGCUGCCCUCAAAGACUGUAUGAGACGUCUGUUUUAUAAUUUUGAUGUAAACUACAAAGAAUGGCAAACUGCAGUAGAGUGCUUCGCUGUACUAGAUGUCCUCCUGUCUUUGUCCCAGUACAGUAAAGGUGGAGAUGGACCAGUAUGUAGACCUAUUAUUUUGUUGCCUGAUGACACAUCUCCUUUCCUGGAGCUAAGGGGCUCUAGGCACCCCUGCAUUACAAAGACUUUUUUUGGGGAUGAUUUUAUCCCGAAUGAUAUUGUAAUUGGCUGCAGGGAUGAAGAAGACUCUGAUAACAGUGAGGCUCACUGUGUGCUUGUAACUGGGCCAAAUAUGGGGGGCAAGUCAACCCUGUUGAGACAGGCUGGACUGCUAGUCGUCAUGUCACAGUUAGGAUGUUAUGUUCCUGCGGAGAUAUGUCGGCUGACUCCUGUUGACAGAGUGUUCACAAGACUGGGAGCAUCAGACAGAAUAAUGUCAGGUGAAAGCACAUUCUUUGUGGAGCUCAGUGAAACAUCCAGUAUUCUGCAGCAUGCAACUGAACAUUCCCUUGUACUUCUCGAUGAACUUGGAAGAGGUACGGCUACGUUUGAUGGGACUGCUAUUGCAAGUGCAGUGGUUAAAGAGCUUUCUGAAAGUGUUAAAUGCCGUACUUUGUUUUCAACUCACUAUCAUACUCUAGUGGAUGAUUAUUCCUACACCCCAUCUGUGCGCCUUGGACAUAUGGCUUGCAUGGUUGAAAAUGAGUGUGAAGAUCCGAGCCAGGAGAACAUUACUUUCCUCUACAAGUUCAUUGGGGGAGCAUGCCCUAAAAGUUAUGGAUUCAAUGCAGCGAGGCUUGCAAAUAUUCCUGAUGAGAUCAUUAAGGCAGGACACAAGAAAGCAAAAGAAUUUGAAAGAGUUACAGUUUCCCUGAAGCUAUUCAGAGAGAUCUACCUUCUACUGGAAAAACCUUUCAAUGGCCCGGCUUUACAUAAACUGCUGGAGCGAAUAUAAUAUGGAAAAGAAAAAAAAACAACUGUUUUUGGUGUUUAUUCACAAGGCUGGUUUUCACACGGUAUGAUCUAAUAAACUUUAUUUUUUAAAAAUGA
Messenger RNA from Pelobates fuscus (common spadefoot toad), 4249 nucleotides. RefSeq names its product mutS homolog 6 (gene MSH6). Gene Ontology annotation, biological process: mismatch repair. The record is from RefSeq and is a predicted model, not a curated record. NCBI's taxonomy places the organism in Eukaryota, Metazoa, Chordata, Amphibia, Anura, Pelobatidae. Gene Ontology annotation, cellular component: nucleus; MutSalpha complex. The coding region runs from base 132 to 4154 and encodes 1340 amino acids. Gene Ontology annotation, molecular function: ATP binding; ATP-dependent DNA damage sensor activity; mismatched DNA binding. The transcript has 10 exons.